Molecule: messenger RNA, 4877 nt
Organism: Oncorhynchus mykiss (rainbow trout)
Lineage: Eukaryota; Metazoa; Chordata; Actinopteri; Salmoniformes; Salmonidae
Source: RefSeq, a predicted model, not a curated record
UGCUUCCUGGACUUGAAUGGUUUGUUUACAACUUCGUAAUCGGUUCCCGCUUGUCUUGUCAAAAGCAGCUAAUCUUUCAAAAACAAUCGUCCCCAAAAGCGUUUUCUAUGAAGCGGGGUGACAAUGAUUAAGACCGAGAAGGUGUUGCAUUUGAAGAGUUCCCGAGGACGGAAGGUCCGUGUGGUCCGGGAACAUUAUUUGAGAGAACAUGUUCCCUGCUACAGCUCUCUCUGUCAGGCACAAUGCGCCAACGCAGAGGGCAAGGUGCUGUCUGGAGAGGUGACUCACUAUGUGAUGCCUGAUGCAGGCGUGGCGAGGGACUUUAUGGAGAUUCUGGAGUUUAGAGAGAUCCAGGGGAUAGUGUUCACUCAGACUGCCUGCCAGGCUGUCCAACACAGCAGAGGACGCAGGCAGUACAACCGGCUACGCAGCUUGCUGAAGGACCCCCGUCAUCACUGUAUCCUGUUUGCCAACGAGUUCCAGGAGUAUUCCUACUGCCCCAGAGAAAAGGGAGAGCCGCAGGACAAAUGGCAGACCAGGUGUGUUUACCAUGCUGCGGUGUGGUACCAUGACCACCUGGCAGGUCUGAAGCCAGUAGUGAUGAUCACUGAAGACCAGACCGCUGUGGCAGAGUAUAGCAGCCUCAACUGUGGUGUCUACGUCCUCUGUACACAGGAGUACCUGCAGACGUUCUGGCCGGAGCUGCAGGCUGCCCUGGAGCUGUACUGCUCCAUCACUCAGUCCCUGCAGGAGAAAGGGAGCGAGGGGACGGAGAGAGAGUACACUGAACACCUGCCUGCCGAGGUCCUGGAGGCUGGCAUUAAGUCUGGCCGAUACAUACAGGGCACUCUGAAUGUGAACAAGCACAGGGCCCAGCAUGAAGCCUUCGUCCGCUUUGAGGGCUCUUCUAACAAGAGCUCAGAGCUGAACAGUGAUGUGCUGGUGUGUGGGGGGAAGAAUCGUAACCGGGCGGUGCAUGGCGAUAUGGUUGCCGUGGAGCUGUUGCCGAAGGGGGAGUGGAGGGGGAGAACCACGGCCCUGACGGAGGGACAGGGGGAGGAGAAGGGAGACGAGACACAGAGCCAACCCAUGGCCACAGGUCGUGUGGUAGGGAUCCUUCAGAGGAACUGGAGGGACUAUGUCGUGACCUUUCCCCCCAAGGAGGAGACCCAAUCACAGAGCAGGAACUCCCAGCGUAUCCUGGCCACGCCCUGGGACCAACGCAUCCCUAAGAUCCGAAUCAGCACCCAACAGGCUGACAAACUACAGGAUCACCGGGUGAUAGUUCGUCUGGACUCGUGGGACAGCACCUCCCUCUACCCUAACGGACACAGUGUCAGGGUUCUGGGCCGGGCUGGGGAGCUGGAGACUGAGGUCCAAACCAUCCUCAUAGAGAACUGCAUCCACGUACCUCCUUUCUCUGAGGCACAGCUCGGUGAGAUGCCAGUGUCCUCCCCCGAGAGCCCCUGGUCAGUAGACCCCGCCGAGGUGAUUACCAGACGGGAUCUGAGACAAACCCACCUGGUGUUCAGCGUCGACCCUCGGGGCUGUGAGGACGUAGACGACACCCUGUCCAUACGCAGCCUCCCCCCCGGCCCGCGGGGCCCGAGGUUAGAGCUGGGCGUUCACAUCGCUGACGUCACACACUUUGUUAAAGAGGGGUCCCUGACAGACCUGGAGGCUCGCGCUAGGGCCACCACGUACUACCUGGCCGACCGCAGGUAUGACAUGCUGCCUGCUGUCCUCAGUGCUGACCUCUGCUCUCUGCUGGGAGGGGUGGACAGGUAUGCCAUGAGCGUUAUGUGGGACCUGGAUGCCCAGACCCUGGCGGUGAACAAGGUCUGGUACGGUCGUACACUAAUCCAAUCCUCCUACCAGCUUUACUAUGAACUGGCCCAGGCUCUGCUCAACGGAGAGGAGGCAGAGGUCCCAGAACUAGCCCAGCUACCACCUGGGGAGAGGGAUGCCAAGCUGGCCCAGCUCACCCAGGCCCUGGAGACCCUCACCCACGUGGCCAGACAGCUGCGUGCCCAGAGGGACAAGGGAGGAGCGUUGGAGCUGGAGGGGGUAGAGGUGAGGGCGCAGCUGGAUGAGGACAGGAACAUCACAGCCCUGGUGCCCAGACAGCCACUGGAGGUCCAUGAGACGGUGGCAGAGUGCAUGAUCUAUGCCAACCACUGGGUGGCCCGUAAGAUCCAGGAGAGUUUCCCCCAGCAGGCCUUGCUGCGCCACCACCCGCCCCCACGCCAGGAGUUCUUCAACCAGCUGCAGGACAGUGCCCGGGCACGCGGCUUCACCAUAGAUACCAGGUCAAACAAGGCCCUGGCUGACUCCCUGGACCGGGCCGUGGACCCCCGGGACCCGCUGGUGAACCGGCUGCUGAGGGUGAUGGCUACCAUGGCCAUGUCUAAUGCCCUCUACUUCUCUACCGGAGCCUGCCCUGUCGACCAGUACUAUCACUAUGGUCUGGCUCUGGACCGAUACACCCACUUCACCUCUCCCAUCCGUCGCUAUGCCGACAUGAUCGUCCACCGCCUGCUCACCGCAGCCAUCGCCAUGGAGAAGGGGGCGGGGCCAGCCAAGGCUUUAGCCAGUAACAAAGAGUUGGAGGAGAUGGCUCAGCAAAUCAACAACAAGAACAGGGCAGCACAGCAUGCCCAGAAGGUGUCCACAGAGCUAUUCCAGUGCCUCUACUUCAGAGACAAAGACCCAGAGACAGACGAGCGCUGUGUGGCCGACGCGGUCAUCUACACCAUCAGAGCCAACGGCAUGCUGGUCUUCAUACCACAGUAUGCCCUGAAGGGGGCAGUGUACCUGAAGAACAGAGAGGGCCAGGUGGUGAGUGAGAGACAGGAUGGAGGAUGUGACUGGCAGACUGGUUCUCUACAGAGAUACCUGGACCACAUCACUACCACUACUGCUGCUGGCACCUCAACCUUCAACCUGUUCCAACACAUCACCGUGCGUAUCUCAGUACAACUAUCACGUUGUCACUCAGACACAAUCCGUCUGGAAGUGGUCAGCAACAGGCCCCACCAGGCCCCCGAGACUCAGGUCCAGAACUCCCAGCCCCAGGGGGCUAGGAGCCGGUCCCAGCUGGUCCAGGAGGUGGUUCGGCAGGCAGAGGAGGCCUCUCAGCAGGCGGAGGAGAAGAGGGGCCGGGCCUCCAAACUGUCCACGGAGGAGAGAGAGUUCAGACAGAGUAAAUGUCCCAACCUCUACUCUCUCCUGGAGGAGGUCAGGGAGCUGGCCUUGCUGGACCUUGCUGCCUGUGGAGCAGGAGGCGGGGGUCUGGGAGCAGCCGCUCAGGCUUGUGCUACAUCAGCAUAGAUGAGGUGGAGGAGCAGGAGGAACAACAGGUCUGGGAACAGCUGCUCAGCCCUGCAGUACAUCAACAUGGAUGAGGUGGUGGUGGAGGAGCAGGAGGAACAACAGGUCUGGGAACAGCUGCUCAGCCCUGCGAUACAUCAACAUGGAUGAGGUGGUGGUGGAGGAGCAGGAGGAACAACAGGUCUGGGAACAGCUGCUCAUCCCUGCGAUACAUCAACAUGGAUGAGGUGGUGGUGGAGGAGCAGGAGGAACAACAGGUCUGGGAACAGCUGCUCAUCCCUGCGAUACAUCAACAUGGAUGAGGUGGUGGUGGAGGAGCAGGAGGAACAACAGGUCUGGGAACAGCUGCUUUGGUCUGCGGUACAUCAGCAUAGAACUACAUAAAACUUCUGAUUCUGGGUCAGGUUAUUGUGGAGGAGGGGGGCGUUUGAAGAGUAAGGACGUACAGGAGGCAAAGCAACAGGUCAACAUCAGCAUCAAACUUUAACACUGACUCAGGAUCAGAUUGUGGUGCUUUUCAUGGACUUAACCAGCAUGCAGACAGACCCUCUGGACUGACCAUCUUACUAUACAUCCUGGGUGUUAUCACCAUGGUUACCAGACUCUACUUAGGUACAUCUACAUCCUGGGUGUUAUCACCAUGGUUACCAGACUCUACUUAGGUACAUCUUUAGUCUUAUUUGGAAAAUGAUCAGUUGAUUGAAGUUGUGAGAUGAGAUGGAUGCAUGUAAUAUUAUAUACAUGAAUAACUCUCAACAGGACAGUUUACCAUAGAAACAUCUGGAACAAGCAGUGGCUCUGGUCUCAACAGGACAGUUACCAUAAAAACAACACCAUGAACAAACAGCAGCUCUGGUCUCAACAGGACAGGACAGUUACCAUGGAAACAACACCAUGAACAAACAGCAGCUCUGGUCUCAACAGGACAGGACAGUUACCAUGGAAACAACACCUGGAACAAACAGCAGCUCUGGUCUUAACUCAACAGGACAGUUACCAUGGAAACAACACCUGGAACAAACAGCAGCUCUGGUCUUAACUCAACAGGACAGUUACCAUGGAAACAACACCUGGAACAAACAGCAGCUCUGGUCUUAACUCAACAGGACAGUUACCAUGGAAACAACACCUGGAACAAACAGCAACUCUGGUCUCAACAGGACAGGACAGUUACCAUAGAAACAACACCAUGAACAAACAGCAGCUCUGGUCUUAACUCAACAGGACAGUUACCAUGGAAACAACACGUGGAACAAGCAGCUACAGUUUUUACAAAACAUUUCUAAUUUUCCGUAUUUGAUUGAACACAUUUGGGGGAGAUGUAGAACAGAUUCCACACAAAUCGAUUCUCAGGCCAUCGUUUUUACACUGAACUGUAUAAUGACCUCUGGCACUGAGAACAAUGCCAUUGUACAGCCUGGUAUUGUAUUUUAACAUAAUUCUAUUUUGGUAAUAUUUUUUGGCAGUUGGUAUCUUGUGGAAAAACAAGUAUUGUCAAGUGCUCUAUUCCACUGUAUGUUUUAAGUGAAUUAAAGUGCAUUACCAAA